AUGAAAAGCGAAAAACAGAAAUUUCAUGUUUUCUUCCAGGUGCUUUUUGUGAUGUUUACCAUCAACACAGGAUGUUCAGCGUGGAGGAACCCGCCUGGUCUCAGUGGUGUAGUAGCCCCGUGUCCUCCAGGUCCACAAGGUGAAGUGGGUCCUCCCGGGGAUCCAGGACAACCCGGGUAUGCUGGCUUGAAAGGCAUUAAGGGUGAAGCAGCGACCCCGUUUGCCAGACCCCCUCCUGGUGAGAAAUGCCGUUGUCCCAGUGGUCCAAAGGGGAGCGGAGGUAUUGUGAUUUACUUGUGUUUUGUAGAUGGCGAUUUCGAGUGCAAGUUUUAUAGUAAAUUUUAAUCAAAGCAAGAACGACAUCCAACACCACAGCUAGAAAGAGCAUCUUAGAACGAAUAAAACUGCAAAGUUUGGUUGCGAAAUGUUGUAAAAUGAAGAAAUUGUAGCCCUGUGAAGUUCGCAAAUUUUGUACUAUAUUUGUAUUACGCGCGGUAAAAAUAACCACUUUCGGCUCAAAAAUGGUUAUUUUUCUCGCGCGUAAUGCAAAUAUAUACAAAAUUUGCGAACUUCACAGGGCUAUAUUUUCUUCAUUUUACAACAUUUCGCAACCAAACUUUGCAGUUUUAUUCAUUCCAAGAUGCUCUUUCUUGCUGUCGGGUGUUAGGUUUUGUUCUUCUUGCCUAGAUCAAAAUUUAGUCUAUAGCAGAGCUCGGAAUCAUCCAUUACUUAUAUUGAAGUGUACAUGCCCAAAAGCGUUUCCAAUUUAUGAACAACGAACCUCAACUUUAACAGUGGUUUCAUUGCAAAUUUCAGGUGAAACUGGAGAUCCUGGUCGAGUAGGAUUGCCGGGUAGGAUUGGCGGUCCUGGACCAUGGGGACUGAAGGGUAAUCAGGGUCUACCGGGGGUACCUGGGAUACCUGGUGUUCCAGGACCACCCUUACCACGUUACCCUCCUAGCACUCCUGACGUCAUGUAUAUACCAGUGGCGUUCCAUGGUAAAGUACCCAGAACAAUGUGUCACCAUAUCAGAAAGCAAGCUUACGGUGAGUAUUACAACCCUGAGUAUCUUAAUCCAGCAUCCCAAGAGCUCAACCGGUUCAUAGCAUUGUGUUAACCUAUUGAGAGUUGAUGAGAGUUGGCAUGCAUGCAUUGGCACAGGGCAGGGUGUUAGCCAGAAGUAAAAAAAAAUCCGCGUUUACCUGAAAUUGGGAAAUUUAUUUUAGCCUGAAGCUGGGCAUUUCUUUGUGGGUCUGGGGGCAUGCGGUUGCCCCCUCUCGAUUUUGAAAAUUUUUGUGUCUUUGAAAUGGCAUUUCCCGCAUUUUGGGAGUAAUUUUGAGCAAAUGUAGUUAUAAACAUGUUUUUAAUGGCGUAUUAACAACAUUGAAUUUCUAUAACUUUUUUUUGGCUGACCCAAAUUGGGAAAUUGCGACCUCAAGGUAAUUGGGAAAACCGCGUUUAACGCGGAAUUUUUGACUGUAGCUAACACCCUGCAGGGGACAUUUCAAGCUCUAGAUUAACAAAAUAAAGGUUGGAUGAGUGUUCCAACUAUGUUUUAACUUAAAUAGAAUACAUGAUAGUGUUGGGAAAGCAUUAAGAACAGCUAACCAAGGUCACGUGACUGUCAACUCUCAUGCACGAGUUCUCGGAUCCGAGCUUAAUUAAGCAAUAAAGUAAAGCGCAUUAGGGCGGAAUGCAACUUAAUGGGUUAAAUUAGAUACCUUGGUUUAGGUUACUGGUCGGGACAGUUAGAAACUAGCUUUUCAGAGAAUGUUUUGAAACUACACGCUGACAAGCAAUAGCUACAAUCGUCUCACAACUCACUGCGUGUAUAUAAAAUACUUGUACAUUUGAGAAUAUCGCAAUUGGUCAUUCCUAAACCUCAGUAGCAACACGUUUUACUGAGUAACACGUUUUAGUGACACGUUUUAUUAGUGACACGUUUUUAAAUUCUAUGUACGAUGAGCUAAAUGGGUCGAUUCUCUAAAAAGCGAUACUAAAGCAGUUUCUAACAACAUUUUUAAGACGAAAAUGCCCGUACCAUCUUCAUGUUUCGCGUACGAAUAUAUUUCUCAUUCAUUUUGACGGCCCAACCACAACCCUAUCCCAAACAACGGAUAAAGUACGCGAAUUAUCCCACCCUGCGGUCAAUUUGACCCCAGACUAACGACUGACCCCAUAGCAACCUUUUCGCGUUGACUCUUUUUUUGAGUCCAAGAACGGGUGUGUUUUAAUUUUGUCUUCUUUCAGUUCCUGGCGUGCCUCACGACUGGCUUGGCUGGUAUGAAACCGGUAAAUCCAGUUAUCUCACCUUCGAGAAAUGGUUGUACUUCUCAUCAAGAUUCCAAUGUCCAUGUUCGGUCCCAAUCCCUCCCGGUCUGACUCCAAGCCCCGCCGAAUUAUUGCGUUUACUAUAGAAAGAAAUACAGCAACGUUAUCAUGACUGGCGUGUAUUUGGUCGUUUUUGCUGCAGUAGUAAUGCUUAGUGUUUGUAUUGGAUAGAAAAUUUAUUCCAACAUGAUUUCUUAAUUAAGACCAGUUUACACUUGUAAUUUUUGGUCCGAUUUCUAGUGCAAUUUUCUCCUUCUGGUGGAUGUGAACGAGCAGAUGAGUUACGAAUGUUCUGAAAAUCAACAACUUGUUGCAAGUUGAUAUCGACAGGCGUGAACAAGGUUGUGCGGCCCACUAUGAACAGUAUUGUCAACAUGUUGUUACAGCAUUGUUCAACUGUAACAACUUGGAACAACAUGGUUGACAACUUGUUCAUAGUUGGCCGCACAACAUUGUUCACGCCUGUCGAUAUCAACUUGCAACAACCUGUGCGUUUUUAGCCGUGUAUAGGAAGAAGUUAUUUCGCUGACCUCAGAAUGACAUUUCGUCAAGAACUUUUUUCUUCAGGAUUGGUUUAGAAACAAACUUGGAGUAGAGUUAGGUUAGGUUUAGGGUUGGGGUUUAGAGUUUGGAAUAGGGUUAGUGUUAGUAAAACCGUUGCUUUGUUACGUUUUGUCACUCUGAGGCCAGCGAAAUAACCUCUUCCGUAUAUGUAACCUCAGCUGAACAUUCGUAACUCAUCCACUCGUUCACAACCAUCAGAGUAAGGUACGUUUCCCUUGACACGUUUCCGUGACGAGUUGUGUUGCCCGUAUGCACAGAAUGCGGUUGUUUGAACAUUUAUCUCACGUCAAGGCCGACUUUUGUUUGUCAAAACCGACUUUUGUUUGUCAAAACCAAGUAUUUCUUGUACACUUGUUAAACUUUCCAUGGCGUACACACGAACAAAUUUUCCUUGUCCAAAAGCUGGUAUGAUUAGCUUUGGAACAAGACUCCUUGGCAAAGAAAAACUGUCAAUCUUUUGCUGCACACACGAGCAAAUAAAUCUUGUCAAGGGAAACUUUUCAGUCACCUGUACGGAGCCUAAGAAAUUAUGCUGGAAAUUCUCGUUUCUCUGAGGAUGCUUAUGUAAUUUUAAUAUUAAAGUACACAAAACAAAACGUCCAGUGUGGAGUUAUUGUGUUUUAGCGUAUAUACGUGGGGCAUAGUAAAACCCGAUAGAAAGUCAACGAUAAACCUAAUGGUUGGUUAUUUUGUUGUCGUUUCUCUCCUCGCCAUUUUAGGCAUAGACGGAUUUUCAGAUUUUGCUCUGGGGUGGGGGUUGCUGAACAUUCAGGGGAGGGGGGGGGGGUAAGCGAGAGCGUCGAACAAGCUGCAGCUGGGGGCACAGUCACUAGUUGGGUAAGGGGUGGGGGACGAAGCACCCAGGAAAUUUUGAGAUUUUUUGUCGUAUUUAGUUCAAAAUCGUUUUUGUCUUAUUCAGUUCGAAAACCUUAUUUCAAUCAUGCUACUGUCAUUUAAUCCAACGAGCCACGAGCAUUUAAAUUUCUGGGAGGAUCGCAAAUUUCUGUAGGUGGGGUGGGAAAUCUAUCUGAGGGGAUGCAAAAUAUUUUGGAGGGUGUGCAUCCCCUGCCCCCACCCCAAAAAAAAAAAAAAAUCCGUCUAUGAUUUUGGGUUCAAAAUUUAAUUCUUUAUAGUUGCUCAACUGAUAGGAUAUCAGUUUUCAUUUUAAAAAAAUUGAGAGGGGGGUGGUCGGACCCUACUGUGUCCGCCAACGGCCAAAUGGUCACAAUAUCGUCAGUUGGGUUUGCCAAACUCAGGAGAUUAUCUUUAAGAGAACGAGUACACCCAAACCUGGUGCACGUGAUCGGCAUGGUUGAUUAUCAAAUAUGAUAUAUUGACUACAUAGAGUAGGUAUUUCCUGCUUCCUGGUAAUUCCCCCAGCCAUAAUGUGCGGUGUUUUAAGCACCCUGCGGUGUAUAUACUUAUUAAAUUCACAUUACCGAUUCCGGUCUAAUUUUUGCUAAAAAUUUAUCACUUUGGGUUACAUUUGUAAAAACUUUAUCAAAAAACUUGCUGCACAUAUACUCAGUUUAUAGUUUAUACCAGGCACUCCCAAGUAUGUGAAAUGUAACUCACAAAUCAGGACAAGCAUAUUUCCGUUGGCAAACUAUCAAAAGAGUGUAAUGUUACACAUACUUAAGAUAUCAUUACUAACACUGUGUCUGACUACAGUGAAUGAGACAUUGUUUUGAUCAGUGUUGGAUAUACAAACGAUAAAAGGACGAAGACACAUCGCUUUGGCAAAAUAUAACUCCAAAAGUAAGUAAUCCAUACUCUGUUUAUAAAUUAUUGAAAAGAAUGCAUAAAACGCAUUCUUUAGCACAAUAAAACUGUCAUAUUGGUAAGAGCUGGAUUCAAGUGUUAGUGGUGUUGAAGACAACGCGGUCAAAAAUAAACAUAACGCUAUUGCUAAACACAAUUCACACAAGUUGGUUUCAUUGUUUUAUAGCAGAACUGAAGAUAUUUUAUAGCGUCUUGUAUUUUAUGUGUUUGAAAUGUUUUUGGUGUAUUUUAGGAAUGUUUAAUAUGCGCGUUCGCUUGUGGUUAUUGACAUUAAUCGCGCAACAUUAAUUUGCCAUUAUAAAGUUAGAUUGGCAAGACAUUUACCUAACACGUAAACACGUUUGUGUAGGAAAACAGCUUAUGAAGUAAUGUAUUGUUGAUAAAGCGCACUUGCGCCGAACGGGGCGCGCUGAAUGCAAGCGUUAUGUUAUAAUCUUGUAAGAAGGGUUUUAUAUAUAUUUGCCAAUAAUCUUAUAAACCCGUCCUUAUUAUAAUGGCGUCUUUAUAUAUCCGUCAAUAUUUCCUACGCCUUUACAAUCAAUCCAUUGAACUAGCAAACAAAAGAAUUCAGGCGGUAAGGCUGACUGGAAGGUUUGGAAAUUGUGCGCACGAGUUAGAAAGCAUCAAAAUCUCGGUUGCGUGAUACAAAUUUUCCACACUGGGCGGUAAGUAAGUUGGCUUGUAUGCCAGGCCUUGAAUUGUUGUAUGAAAUAGUUUUAAGGCGUGCCUGACACAGUAACAAAACUCUUUAUACGACGAUGAACACAAAACAAUGUUUUCCGUAAAAUCAUAUAUUUCAAAGGAUUUGUUAGACCCGUUGUCCUUGCGCGUCCUGUGUGCAAUAAAACGUCUGGAGAUAUAUACAUUGUUCGUUUUGGAAAAAAACUGAUGUUGUCUGGGUGAAACCUUUCUAGGGACAAAAUAUAUUGAGCACUAGGUUACUGGAAGUCUGCUCAUUUCUUGAAAGGCAAAACAGAACAUUUUUAAAAUACUAUCUUCUUUCUAUUCAACACAAACGAAAAUCCACGUAGAAUAUUCAAAUUGCAUUCACAUAGAACAGAUCCGCUUAUAUACUCUUUGUGCGUUUAAUAGAGAAUUGUAUCAAGAUUUUACUUUAAAUUAAAAAUCUUGCAACGUUGACGCACUGAUGGGGUAGUACAUGUUAUUAUUAACAUUUUGCGGUUUUCACUUAAUUAGAACUAAAUUAACGGCAAAGUGCUAGAAUCUCCUAAGUUGCACGCCAAGGUGACCCCGGACACUUAUGUGACAAUCAUUGCUGUAAAGUGCUUAAAUUAAAUGGUGAUGAUUUUCUACGAGUGUAAAAGUGGUAAAAGCAAGCCUUUAGAGUGCCUACCCCACGGCUAUAGCUAUGCAGAUUGAUGAUGAAAUCCAAAACCAAUUUAAAUCUUAUAAUGAAAUCCAGUCUCCUAUAUUUUCCGCAAAAUGUCGACAGAACGCGGAACGUUUACCGAUAUUAUAUGACAAACCCUUCGCAUAAGCUUCAUAAUUUGCAUCGUGGGAACGACUCGUCUCUUGUUUAAUAUACUGUAGUGUUAACUUCACACGUUAAAAUGGUUUCAUUGUCCGACAUUUUAAAAAGCCCGUGCGAAGGCAUUUAAAUUUUCCGUGCAGGAUUGUCUGUUUCUGAACGGGUAUUGACCAAGCAAAUUGCGUGUUUCACUGUAGUUAUUAUAUAAAUAUCAUUCCCAAAGGUUUUUUGGCAUAUUCUGGUGUACAAGUUUCUGUGAUCACAGUAGGAAUUUUGCAUAGGUAAAUUCUAAGAUUUGAAGGAUUUGUAAGAACUUUUUGCUCAAAUAUUUCUUACAAAUCCUUCAAAACGUAGAAUUUACCGAUGCACAAUUCCUACCGCGAUCACAGAAGCUUUGAUAGUGUAAACUAGCCAACACAAGGAGUCAAGGACAAUGGUUAAAUCAACUUGUGAAAACAUGAUUGUACACAAUUAUUUAGUUAUUUUUUUACUUUUCAGAGAUGACAUAUUUUGUGUGCAUCUUGUUGCUGUUGGUGCAAGCAAGCCUGAUAUCGUCCAAUCAAACGAGGGAAAACAUGGUGAAGAAAGGAAUGUACUUUCCUGUCACGUUUAGUUCAGAAAAACCACCCACAUACUUUUGCUAUCACUUCAGAAAGUUAUGUUAUGGUGAGUUACAGUUGAUCAGGGAUGGACCCUGCCACAACUGCUGGGGGGGGGGGGGGGUCAUUGAACCUUUGUCAUGGUUUGGGGUGGGACUGUUAGGGAACCAGGUAGGGUCCAGGGAGCUAGGUGGUAGUGGAGGUGGUAGGAUAUUGGCAAUCCAAAUAAAGAAAAUUGGUACUCCCUUUACAAAGUUUGGAAGGGUGCACAUCCCUCUUCAAAGUGUUAUUUUCUUCUUACUGAGGCACGAAAGAAACGGAAAAUGUUUUCUCACACACUGCUGGGGGCCUGAUGAAAUCAGGGUGUUUCAGGUUAGUUGAGCAUAUUUUUGUUGUUGCUCAAUGUAGCUUGACAGUAUCCCAACCACCCAGCCCUUUUAUGUUUAUUAGUAGAGAGUAGAGGAACAGAACGGCUUUGGAUUGGGUAUAUGUACUUGUUAUAGUUAUUAUGUAGCGAGCAAUGGACCUUUCCCCUUAUAACUAAAAUCUUGAUCUAGACAAGUCUAGACAAAAAUUUCAUCACAGCUUGAAAGAGCAUCACAGAAUUAGCAAUAUUCCAAAGUUUCGUUGCGAAAUGUUGUAAAAUGCGGAUAAUAUAGCCUUGCGAAAUUUGCAAUUUUCAGUCAUGUUGUAUUACAAACGGGAAAUUGAUGCCCCAACACCCAAUUGGGCUGUCAAUUUCCCAUGCGUAAUACAAAAUGACUGAAAAACGGCAAAUUUCGCAAGGCUAUAUAUUAUCCGUAUUUUACAACAUUUCGCAACGAAACUUUGGAAUAUUGCUAAUUUUGUGAUGCUCUUUCAAGGCUGUGAUGAAAUUUUUGUCUAGAUCAAAAUUUUAGUUAUCAGGAGAAAGGUCCAUUGUCAAGCUUGCGGCUGAUGGUGCAGCAGCUCCCAGCGGUGUGUGAGAACUAAUUUUUUUAUUGCCAAAGUCCUUUAACAGGAAAGUAUUGAUAAUUAAUGUGUUAAAAUCCCACAUUCAGUUCCAGGUGUAUCAAGUGGUUGGCGUGGCUGGUAUCGCAGGGGGUUCAGUGGAUAUUUUAUUCAAAAAUCAUGGAUGUACUACAUGAGCAAAGUUUCGUGUCCCUGUAUAUUCCCGCAACCCCCUACGUACCCUAAUGGUGACUCUGCAGAUUCCAUAAUUCAGCCAAACUAA
Molecule: messenger RNA, 7979 nt
Organism: Paramuricea clavata
Lineage: Eukaryota; Metazoa; Cnidaria; Anthozoa; Malacalcyonacea; Plexauridae
Source: the annotation of a GenBank genome assembly